Messenger RNA from Clunio marinus, 700 nucleotides. NCBI's taxonomy places the organism in Eukaryota, Metazoa, Arthropoda, Insecta, Diptera, Chironomidae. The record is from the annotation of a GenBank genome assembly.
GUUUUGCUUCAAUUUUAAAGAUAUCGGGACUAAAAUAAAAAUAUUUAAUGUUUUGUGCAUGUUUUAGCCAAUUUUGAGAAGUGAAACAAGUCAUACUUGACGAAAAAGUGUUUAUUCUUGUUCAGUUCGUGUUCUUGUCUUGAUCAUGAUUAUAGAAAACGACGAAAGUGAAAAUCUAUCAUCUUUAGAUUUGACGAUACUACAAUCUUUAGAUAGUCGACAAUUCGGCUUUAUUAAACUAAAUGCGCCGGAAAAUUCGAAAAAGAAAGCGCUUGUCUUAAAGGCGAUUAAGUAUUUGGAACAAAUGCUUAUUGAAGCUCAAUCUCAGAAACUUCUAUCAGAAUUAGACAAAUUAAAUGCUGAUGAAGAUGGGAAACAAGAUUCAAUUCCAAUGGAGGUCGAUGAGGACAACCAAAAAGAGUCCCUUCACACGACUCAAGAAAUCGAUAAGAUGAAAGAUAUCGAAGAGAAAUGUUCGGAGGAUUCAGCGAAAAAAGUUGAUUUAGAUGAAAAGACAAUCGACAUUGACCCAAAAACUUAUUGUAAAUUGGGUCACUUCCACUUGUUGCUUGAAGAUUACGCAAAAGCAUUGUCUGCUUAUCAAAAGUAUCGUAGUUUACGAAACGAUCAUUGGAAGGAUACUCCAUUUUUAUACGGACUGGGAAUUGUUUAUCAACAUUUUAAUUCUUUAAGAUGGUGA